Eublepharis macularius is the source of this 5332-nucleotide messenger RNA. It is a transcript of the gene PFKFB3, whose product is annotated as 6-phosphofructo-2-kinase/fructose-2,6-biphosphatase 3. Gene Ontology annotation, cellular component: cytosol. The record is from RefSeq and is a predicted model, not a curated record. Gene Ontology annotation, biological process: fructose 2,6-bisphosphate metabolic process; fructose metabolic process. Bases 378 to 1928 code for a protein of 516 amino acids. Gene Ontology annotation, molecular function: 6-phosphofructo-2-kinase activity; ATP binding; fructose-2,6-bisphosphate 2-phosphatase activity. Lineage: Eukaryota; Metazoa; Chordata; Lepidosauria; Squamata; Eublepharidae. The transcript has 16 exons.
CGGUGAGGAGCUAUUUUCGCGCAGCAGGGAAAGGGGCACCUGGAAGCCGUUCAGGACCGGCCAGCCCCACCCUCCCGGGCCAGGGCUCUCGCCUCUUAGUCCCCUUGGAUUUAAACGAAUUGUCGGUGCUUCUCUCCCAGGGAAACUUUCCCAAGCCGGUUUCUGCGCGUAAAAAAAGAAAGAAACCACAGCCGAGAAUCCUCGAGACUCGACUCAGCUCAGAGAACCUUUAAAAGACUUUGAAAGUUCCCGUAAGAAGGCAGGUGGGGGGAAAAGGCCCCCCCCCUUUUUGUGGUCUCUCCUUUCUCUCCGCAUCUCCGCUGCACCCCCCGCGCCCCAAGGUGGAUCCGGAGCGCGUCCAGACCAUUGCCAAAAAAAUGCCCAUGGAGCUGACGCAAAGCCGCAUCCAGAAGAUCUGGCUGCCGCCUGACAAUCACCCGGCGCUGCCGCACCGACUUUGUGGCCCUCAGCUGACCAAUUCCCCCACUGUGAUUGUGAUGGUGGGCCUCCCAGCUCGUGGGAAGACCUACAUCUCUAAGAAGCUGACCCGCUACCUCAACUGGAUUGGCGUUCCAACGAAAGUGUUUAAUGUCGGAGAAUACCGCCGCGAAGUAGUGAAACAUUACAGCUCCUAUGAUUUCUUCCGCCCCGACAAUGAGGAGGCCAUGAAAGUCCGCAAGCAAUGUGCCUUAUCUGCUUUGAGAGAUGUCAAGCUCUACUUAUCCGAGGAAGGUGGCCAGAUUGCGGUUUUUGAUGCUACCAAUACAACACGGGACAGAAGAGCAAUGAUCCUACAUUUUGCCAAAGAAAAUGGAUUCAAAGUGUUCUUUAUCGAAUCCAUCUGCAACGACCCAAAUGUCGUCGCCACCAACAUUAUGGAAGUCAAGCUCUCCAGCCCAGAUUAUAAGGACUGUAACUCAGCGGAUGCAAUGGAAGACUUUAUGAAGAGGAUCAGUUGUUACCAGUCGAGCUACCAACCUCUGGACCCAGAUGACUCUGAUCGAGAGCUGUCGCUGAUCAAAGUGAUCGACGUUGGCCGGAGAUACUUGGUGAACAGGGUCCAGGACCACAUCCAAAGUCGAAUUGUCUAUUACCUAAUGAACAUCCACGUCCAGCCCCGCACUAUUUACUUGUGCCGUCACGGUGAGAGCGAAUACAACCUCAAAGGGAAGAUUGGUGGAGACUCGGGGCUCUCCGGCAGAGGCAAGAAGUUUUCCUUCGCAUUGAACCGGUUUGUUCAGGAGCAGAACCUGAAAGACCUCAAAGUGUGGACCAGCCAACUGAAGAGGACGAUCCAAACGGCCGAAGCCUUGGACCUGCCUUAUGAACAGUGGAAGGCCCUGAAUGAGAUUGAUGCGGGGGUGUGCGAAGAGAUGACUUACGAUGAAAUCAAGGAGAAGUACCCAGAAGAGUUUGCUUUGCGUGACCAGGACAAAUAUUAUUAUCGUUAUCCAUCCGGGGAGUCCUACCAAGACUUGGUGCAGCGUCUUGAGCCGGUCAUCAUGGAACUCGAGCGGCAGGAGAACGUCCUUGUCAUUUGUCACCAGGCCGUGAUGAGGUGCCUGUUGGCCUAUUUCCUUGACAAGAGUGCCGAGGAGAUGCCUUAUUUGAAAUGCCCCCUCCACACAGUGCUGAAGUUGACCCCCGUGGCCUAUGGUUGUAGAGUUGAAUCUAUUUUUUUGAACAUUGAAGCUGUGAACACCCAUCGAGACAAGCCAGAGGAUGCAAAGAAGGGACCUAACGCCCUCAUGCGACGCAAUAGCGUCACCCCUCUAGCGAGCCCCGAGCCCACCAAAAAGCCGCGCAUCAACAGCUUUGAGGAGCAUGUGGCUGCCGCCGCUUCGGCUGCUCUCCCCAUCUGUGGGCCCGAGGAGGUGCCCGCGCAGCUGCCUGGACAACCUUUACUGGGGAAGGCCUGCCUAACCUGAAUAUCUCCCACAAGUAGUCUUGAAAUUCUUCAGGCGAUGCUUCCAAAGCCUCUCGAGGAAAAUCUGGCUCCAUUUGCGUCGUCCGUCUCUGAAGCUUGCAUUUCCGGUCCUUCUCCGCUUGACUUGAGGGUCAACCGUUUUUGUUGACCAUCUUUGUAGCUGAUCAUCUGCCCGUUUGGACUUGGAACAGAACGGAGGCAGGAGAAAAAAGACACGGGGAGGGGAAGGAAGGAGAACGUCUCGCUGGAUUAUAAAUGUGGAUCCAACAUCUGAUAUUUAGGCUGAAUUAAUUUUAGUUUCCUUUGGAGCUUGAUAGACAAUUGCUGGGCUGAAAGGUACUUCUGUGCACGCCAGACGUCCUAAAUAGCGCUGGUGGGGAGGUUAUUUGUAGCACCAUUGCCUUGGAGAGAUGGGAGGAAGACACUCUUUUCCUCUUGCAGUGUAUAAAUAAACGGAUAAUAUUGGGCUGUGGGGUGGGGGAAAUGAAGUUUAGAAAUAAGUAUAAAAGAGCAUUGUCACACGGACACAUUAGAUCUUACCCGUUCACAUGAACCACCAUCCUGUACUCUGAUGUCAGGAUUUGCCCCCUGCCAAAUCUUAAAAAAAAAAAAAGUUCUGUAUUGAUUUAAAAAAUACGAAAUUUGUAUCACAUUCUGAAUAUUAAAGGGACAUGUAGAGUAUCGUGUAGAUUUGCGUUGUCUUGAGAUCCCCCAAUAACUGGUUUUUCAAGACCACUCAGUAACUUGUAACAUAACUUUUGUGUUGCAGUAAACUGGAGGAAGUGAUAGUUUAUAUGAAUAGGAGUUUGUGUUUUUUGCACCAGGUAUGCACAAGGGCAGUCCUCUAAGGGACACAUCUGAAUUUCACUCAGUUCAUAAAUUACCUCCCUGCCCAUUAACUCCUCUGUCUCCUACAAGCUUUUUAUGUCCCACCCAGGCAGAAUCUAGUGUUACAAACCUGCUUUAGGUGCACGAUUAAGGCUGCGCUGGGACUCAAUCACGUGAUGAUUUCGUGUGUGGUGAGGUGCAGGGAUCUUUUUGGCUUGUUUUCAGUCUGAGCUGAGGGAGGGCUAGUGAGCGCAGACCGUUUUCCCCACGCCACUGAAAACUUCUGGAACGUAGGUGGCAAUUCAGGUGUGUCUUGGCCUCGCUGCAGUAACCAGGGCUCACUGUGGCCAUGUUGGGGUGAGCUUGUGUGAGCUCACACAGGGCUUUAUCUCAUGUCCAUCUAGUUUGCCCAACAUGCAAGCUCCCCUUCUUCAAACAGUGCUUCACUGGGAGACAUGUGUUUGGCAGAUGAUGUGUUAACAGGCAGUAUCUUUGUGUCCCUAUGUGUCUGCUAUGGGUACACAGGGAAAGAUGGAGGUUAAGCUUCCCCACUGCACCCAAAUGAAAUGGUUCUGGGGAGUUGCUGUUUUACCCUGUUGGGAAUUGUAAUUUACUCUAUUGGGGCUUGUAACUCUCCUGUCCCUGUCCCAAUGAUCCCAAUACAAACUGGGUUAACCCGUGCCUGGGAAUUAACUCUCUAGACUAACGGGAGAUCCGAGGACUCUGUAACAUGAAUUGGCCCCAGCUGUUUUAGAUUUUACUGGUUUUCCACUGGUAGAAAAGUAACAUACAGUACAAAUUGGGCUGGGUGUGGGAAGCUCAUAUAAGCCACAUGAGACAUGCCAGAACGGUUUCUUGUGCACUUUGCGUGGUGUGAGCUGCUUUGGAUAAAGAUUUGUGUCCUUGUGCCGAGCUGAAGCAAGUGCUGUUGUCAGACAAAAGUAUGCCCAUUUUCCACCCACGUUCCUUGUAUGUUGCACAGCCUGUCAGGGAGUGGAAGCUUGCCGGCUGUAAUGGAUAGUUGUUUUUUCUUGGGGCGCUUCCAUACCUUAAAACCAUUGCAGAGAGUUUGAUCUCGCUCAGCUGCACCCAUGUGUUUUCCUCCUAACUGUUUCUCAUUUGUUGAUUUGGGGAGGGGGGGGGUGGAUCUGCCCCUGACUUUCAAAUGUUACACUCUGAAGAAGGCCAUGAAGUUAACCCCAAGGGAAGUCCCUAACGUACUCUGGAGAUCAGCUGAAAUUUCUCAUCAGCUCCCUUGGAAAGCCCAUUUUUUGAACUUCUCUUUGGGUUUUGCUUAGAUGGCAUUUGCGCUGGAGUCUCUGCCUUUCUUUUGAUACCUGCCGGAGUGAUCUGUAGCCAUCUGCAUCUCCUUUCGCUUACAGGGCCUUUCGAAAAUGGUAUCCUCCCCAACUAGGGAUACGUCAUGAACGAUUCUUAGUUCGGUGGUGGGACCGAAAGGCUCUCCCAGCCCCAUCAACACAGAAUUUGGGUGUGGGGGGAAAACACCACUCCCUUUUCCCUUUUGUAACGUUCUUGCUUCAGGUAAGGUUUAGUAGUUAAGACUUUUAACAGGUGGAACGAACUCACUUGGUUGCAGUGCAGUGGCUUCUUUGGAGGAGUGCGGAGUCCAAAAGGCAAACACCAGUGCCUUGAGUGUUAGGGCUAUGCCACAAGAAGUACUUUUCAUAUGGUUUUUAUUAAGGCUCUGCUGUGGUGAACCAUACUUGGGCCAUGUCUGACUAGUGAAUUUUUUUACAAGGGCGAGGAGGGGUGGUGUGCCAUGAAUGGAGGCUUAUGUUUAUAUUAGUGUACAGUUGCAGGAACACUUUUUUUUUUAGUUAUUUUUAUUGUGUGUUGGGUUUUUUUGUUUUUGAGUGAGUGCAUAGUUACUUUCUCCCCCCCACACGGCUGCUUAACUGCAGAGUUCUAUCUGUCUUUUUGUUUUCUUUAAAGAGAAAAGUUUUUAGAGGGCAAAGGACUGUAUCUUGCGUAUAGCGUAUACUUCUCACCCUCUCCUGCCCCAGCUAGAUAAACCAGUGGCUGACAAACUGCACGUUAUGUCUAGCUACCUCUCCUGCGAUAAGCUAUUUUACCCAGUCUUUCUUCCACUUGCUUUUACAUAAAAGUGAAUGGAGGAAAAGAUAAAAUAUUACGGACUCAUACGAGGGAGGAAUCCCGGAAGAAACUGGAUUAUUCUUGCUUCUGGCAAUCUGAAUGAAGGAGAGGGGAGGGGGCAUUGAUUUUGCGGUUUUGCCCGAUAUUGCCGGGUGGGUGGGGAACACCAUUUAGAACCACACCAAUGAUUUCUUUUUUGAUUGUGUUUUUUCCUUUGAUACUUGAAUUUAUAUUUUUAUCAUAUUUUUGAUAGCAAAGUGCUAAUUAUUUAUUUAACUAAUGUUGCAGAACUGGGAGAGGAGCGAGGUUUUUUUUUCCUUUUUACUUUUUUGUGCGAUGUUAAUUCUGUAUAUUCGAAUCAGGAAGGGGUUUUUUUGCCUGAGAUGAAACUGGGCCAGCUUAUAUAACGGGUCUGCCUUUUGGACAUUUGUAUAUUUUGCUGUUGCUGGACCAAUAAAAUAC